This is a messenger RNA of Aureobasidium melanogenum CBS 110374, 477 nucleotides long. RefSeq names its product NADH dehydrogenase, alpha subcomplex, subunit 8. Bases 1 to 477 code for a protein of 158 amino acids. The record is from RefSeq and is a predicted model, not a curated record. Lineage: Eukaryota; Fungi; Ascomycota; Dothideomycetes; Dothideales; Saccotheciaceae. Gene Ontology annotation, biological process: mitochondrial electron transport, NADH to ubiquinone. The transcript is spliced from 4 exons.
AUGUCGUCGCGCCAGCCAAGAUUCAACCAGCACACGCUGAUCGACACCACUCCUCUACCCGACGACAUCCCCAAGGUCCAAGAAGUUGGUGCCAGUUCCGCUCCUCUGCUCUCGGCCUCCUUCUUCAUUGGCGCAAGAUGCAAGACAUACAAUGACGACUACAUGAUGUGCAAGGCCGAGGCCAACGGAAAGGGAGAGCUUGACUGCUUGAAGGAGGGUCGCAAGGUCACCAGAUGCGCCGCCAGCGUCCUGAGCGACAUUGACAAGCACUGCCUCGAGGAAUUCAGAAAACACUGGUCAUGCUUGGACAACAACAACCAGCAGCUGUGGCAGUGCAGAAGAUACGAGAGACCUCUCAACAAGUGUGUCUUUGACAACCUGAAGUUGGAGAAGACCAUCCCCGGAACCCCGGCAAACGAGAUUCCAGUCCACGAGCGCAAGAGACAAACAUACGCUCACCACAAGACCUUGACUUGA